AUGUCUUAGAGAUUAUUAAGAAAAUCUCGAACUAAUUUGGGUGAAAUGAGUUAGAGCCAGAGUCAUAGUCAUACAUCUCCAGUAAUGAAUGAAGACGGCUUGAGAAAUUUCAGAAUUGAAUUUUCGGACUUAUCCAGAAAAAGACUGAGUGAUAGUGGAGAAGUCAAAGAUCCCACCAUCUAUAGUCAGAAACGGAAAUCAAGACUCUCUUAGUUUUCCAAUUUCAAUCCGAGACAAAGAGAUUAGAGCGAUCAUAAUCUGAGUGUGCAUCAGUACACUGCUACUACGAAAUAAUAUUAUCAACUGAAGUGGAAGGAGCUAAGUGGAUUGCCAAAACAAACAGAUUUACAAUAAAUACUCAGGACUUUUCUGGUGAAACUAAAAAGAAAUGCUAAUAUUUGGGAUCAAAUUAACAAUAAGUAUUCUUACUUUAAAGAAACUUAUCUUCAAGAUGAGGUUAGAUUGCAAUCAUAAUAUAUUUCAUAUAUGAGACAAUCAUUUCAUUAUGUUAGAUUACUAUCACUUCUAACUGUGCCAAUUCAGGCUGGAACUCUUUAUAUAGAUCAAUGGAUUCAAGGUUUAGUAAUUUUAUUUUUGGUGAUUGAAUUUAUUGAUUAGUUACUCAAAAUAAAAUUGGUUAAAUUAAACGUAGUUUGUAACUUCAUUUACAUAGCAAGUACACUUUUGUUAAAUUUUGAACUAAAUCAAUAGGGUAAAAUAGUCCUAAUGAUAUUAUCCUUGACUGGUGUUUAAUAUUAAUUUUAGUGGAGUAAAUGUACACUUGCAAUCAUACUCUUAAUAUAUAUCAAUUAUUUCGCUAAUUUUUGGUUAUUGAUAAAUGAUAAUGACAGCACUUACUUGGAUUCCAUUAUUUGGACAAUAAAUAAUUGUUUGCCAUUUACUGCAGUUGAUGCCCAAAUAGAAAGCUACAGCAACAAGAUUAUCAGUGUGGCUUUUUAAAUCAUGUCCUUCUAUUUUUAAAUACUAUUCAUUUCAAUUUUUGUGAAAUUCUCAUUUUCAACAAACGAAUAAGAACUAUUCAUUGAUUUUUUGAAGAUCAAUAAGGUUGAUUAAAAUCUUAUAGAUGAAGCACAAGACAUAUUGAAUUCAAACGUUCAUUCUAAUGAAUUGCAAACUGUUAACAAUUUGAUGCAGUAAUUACCAAUCAAUAUUUAAAAACCACUAUUCUUCUUAAUCAAGAGUAAGAAACUCCAGGAAAUUGAAUUCUUUACUCAAUAUUUCUCAAAAUAAUCUAUUGAUGAAAUAGCAUUUGAAUCAAUAUUAAAAUUUUGCAAACCAAAUGAAGUCAUUGUAGAAAAAGGACAGCAAGAUGAAUAUGUAUAUGUGGUCUUAUAAGGGGAGAUGGGGAUAUAUGAUAACAAUAUAUACCUCCAAAGUCUUCCAAUGAAUUAGGCCUUUGGAAUUGAAAACCUUAUAAUGAAUCAAGGACACAAUUUAACUAUGAGAAGUAAAGGAAAUUCAAUCUUAAUAUAAAUAAAUCAUACCAAAUUUUUAGGAACCAUCAAAAAAAUCAAUAGCGAUUUAGAAACUUUUCACUCGAUAAAAAAUGAAGUAUUGUUUAUGAAUAGAAUCGAACUACUCUUACAACACUGUUAUGUCUGUGGAUCAUAUUAGCAUCUGAGUUCUUUAUGCAGUAGAGUGCAUGUUAGUCUGAAUAAGAAUCUAGUUAUCAGUAGACAUUUGUAUACAAGACCUUAGAAGAGAAGAAAGUUUGAUAGGAAAUGGGAUCAGAGAGUGAAUUCCCUAUAUAAUUUCAAACUGGUUAGAAGUUGCGGAAGAAGACUAAAAAGGAAUUAUGGGAUUGUCAUGGGGGAUGCUGAGGUCUAUGAAAGAGGAGAGUAGGAGUAUGACGAAGAGGAAGAGGAGGAAAUCUAUUAAGGACAUCUUUCUUAUAAAGACCUGACAAAUCCAUCAAGAAAGAGUGUUGAAGUAGUGUCAGGUCAAACUUUGAGAGAUAUUAUCUAUCAUGAUCACAUAGACAACGAAGAAUAGUUAUAAUAUUAUCAAUAAUAAUGGCAAUAGUAAUAGGACAUAAAUCGUCAUUAGGCAGUCAAAUAAACCAUAUAAACAGCAGGAUUUCAAAAUGAAGACUUGUAUUUUGGAGAUGCAAUUAACAUCCCACUAUAACACAAAUAGUUUACUCAGAAUAGCAAUACUUUCAAAUCUUCUAGUGGAUAAACAUACCAAAGUCAAAAGAGUCAGCAGGUAAAACAACAAUAACAAAACUAAUAAUAAUAAUAACAAUAAGGAUAAUAGCAAAUCCCAUUCUAGUCAAAAACAUAUGUUCAAAGUCCUUUGGGCACAAACCAGUUCUUAAUAGCAAAUAAUAGGAAUGCCUAACCAAAAUUAACAUUCUCUUAUGACCCUUUCUAUCAUGAAUAAAAUAACAAACAAACUCUACCUCAGCCUUAGCCAGAAUAUCAAGCUAUGGCACGACCUUAAUUUAGAUCAUCUACCAAUUAUAUUCCUAGUGGUCCUACUUAGUUACCUGUAGUUUCAGAAGAAAGAGAUUCUUAAUUGAACAUUCCGUAGAUGAAUGUACCUUAUGCAUCAGCCAUAUCUAUAAGUUCAGUUGGUAUUUCGAGCAUCGAUGACAUUUAAAGAAGGGAUGGAUAAAACAAUACUUAUACUGGGCCACGAAGGAUGACUCAGAAGUAGACCAACACCAUUACGAGUACAGUGAGUCCAGAUAUUUAGAAGAAGAAAUCAAUUUCUGGAUCAAAUUCAAGAUCUUAUUCUGCUUUGUCUUCUAAACAGAAUCAGCAUUAUAGUGAUUUAGAUAAUGUGAUAUUUAGAUAUGAUGUGAAGGACAAUUUCGACAUUGAUUAGAUAGGAAUAUAUUAGCAAUUCAAACCAAUGAACAACUACGAUUGUGUGGUCAAUUAAAUCAAGAUCUAAUCUAAGAAAUUAAUUAAAUAGAAGAAAAUAAAAUGA
Paramecium tetraurelia is the source of this 2955-nucleotide messenger RNA. RefSeq lists its product as uncharacterized. The transcript is spliced from 5 exons. Lineage: Eukaryota; Ciliophora; Oligohymenophorea; Peniculida; Parameciidae. The record is from RefSeq and is a predicted model, not a curated record.